Aspergillus candidus is the source of this 2133-nucleotide messenger RNA. RefSeq lists its product as uncharacterized. The transcript has a single exon. The record is from RefSeq and is a predicted model, not a curated record. Bases 310 to 1575 code for a protein of 421 amino acids. Lineage: Eukaryota; Fungi; Ascomycota; Eurotiomycetes; Eurotiales; Aspergillaceae.
CUGUCUUUGAUUCAUACUGCUUUCCAUGAGGUCUUGGCACCUGCUCCCAGUGAAGGGUCGUAUACCAGGGAAGCAACGAAGCGCCGUCCCAUUACCCUGAACCAGUCCACUGACCAGUGAAUGCGUGCAAAACACGACAUUGGCUGAAAUAGAGAAUACCUAGGAUCAGUCACAUCCAAGGAAGGGACGACCUUGAAAACCUUAGUGGUUCUCACAACGACGUCCUCCAUCUACCCAGUACGUUGCCAACACACCGGCAGACGCAUCUUUUUUUCAUGAAUUGAAAUUGUCUACAUUUGUUGCACAAAAAUGGGACGACUCUUGGAAAACUUAUUCUCCCGGCGGUCGGGCGUGACUAGCACUGAGUUUGGAUCCCCCCUGCUCCGCCUGGAUGAGAGGUCAGAUGGUGGUAUGCCGCAUCGACUUCUUGGGGCAUCGUCAUCGAGAGAGGCUGUGGAAAGGUCGAUGGCUUGCGGAUUGCAGAAUGCGCCGUGCGAGGGAGAUAUUAAUUUCGAUCGGUCGGCUCGGCGACUUCACCCUGCCAGCUCGGCUCGACAUCGGGGAUCCCCCAGAACUGGCCUACUAUCUACAGAGUCUACGCGUCCUCCGAGGAGCAUACGGCGACUGACGGGCUGGGUGUCUCUUCUCCGUUCUCGCCGUUCCCGUGACAAAGCCGCGUGGGAGGCCUUCGCCGUGCCCGAUCGGUCCGCUUACCAUGCCCCCAUCACCCAUGGGGAUAGGGCUGACGGACAACUGGUCCCGUGCGCCAGCUUUUUGAGCGAGGAUCCCAGCUCCCGCAAGCCCAGUGACCGGACGACCGUGUCCGAUCUGACUGCCAUGACGGUCUCCCACCAUCCGUCGCGGCGUACCCUGACCCCGAUUCCCACCGUCGAUCGGGACCCGAUAUUCGAAGACGCUGGGCCCGACUCCACUCGAUUGGACGAUCCCCAGGUGAUGACUGCGCCGGUGGUCCAGGCUAACCCCGGGUUUUUGUACGCGGACGUGCCGUUCGACUUCUUUCCCGAACCUGUGGAGCGCGAUGUGGAUGAAAUCACCUUGCCGGCCUGUCAUUGUGGCAGCUCAUCCACGGAGAGCUCGGGUCUGCCUCGCAGUGUCUCCAAUGAGAUUCGGUGGCCCGGUGGGUUGGACCGACAGGCGGCCGCGAUCGCAUUCAAUGAACUGGCGGGCCAAUUUCAAUUCGUGCCCCUAUCGGUGCCACCGGACGGGGAGGAUGCGGAACUUGAUCGCACGGACGAGACGGUGCCACGGCGACGGGACCGGGUGCUUGUGCGCAUCCGCAGCAUGCGAUCCAGUUUGUCGCUGGGGUCGGUGUCUCCACCCCGGACCCUACGGCGGCGUCGGACUGUGGUCGGGGUCCGUUCUACCGCCUCUGCGAUGACCUCGCUUUGUGGCAAGUCAUUGGAAGAUUUGGCUCGGCUGGGGGGGCAUAGCUUUCUGUUUCUACCCCCGGGAUUUGCGCCCGCACCGCUGCGGCUGCCAGUGUGCUUCGUGGCUACGGCAAAGUAUCUGAGACGGUUUGGUCAGCCCCCUUCUCCUUGUUGUUUCCACGCUUGACGUGAUCUUCCUUGGGCCUUGGUUGAUUGUUCUGCUGGCAGGCCCUCAUGUGCAUGACCUUUUUUGGGAGAGGGGGGAUCAGAAAACGGCGACGCGGGUGUAUGAGUACUUUGCGCGGCAGGUGCGCUCGGCAGAGAGGGAGCAGAAUCGGAUCCAGGAAACGACCCGGCGCAGUCAGAUGCCGGUGGAGCUAGAGGAGGUGCUGCGACCGGACGGGUCCAGCAACCAUGCGUCGCAGGUGCAGGGAGUGGCGUGGGCAUUCAAGACCCUGGUGGCUGGGCUCCCGGGGGGUCUAUUGGGGUCGUCGCGACUAUACGAGGCACUGGUGGACCUCUCCCAUCAUCGACACAGCUCGGGAGUGGAGCGGAGCUCUGCACGAGUGCAGGGGAUCGGACUGGCGAUCAUCGCUCUCACCAGCCCGCUCCAGCGCAACCUGCUCUGCGGGGUGAUCGGGCUCUGCACCAGCCUGGUCGCUGGAGACGGCGAGACGGAGGGGGCGAUCCGUCAUCGUCUAGACGGUCUCAUCCAAGCCUGGGAGCCCGUCCUGCGAGGACAGAC